GAGGAGCAGUCCCAUACCGUCUCUCUCUCUCUGUGUCUCUCAGUGGACACUGCACAGUAAGGAUACUGUCAGGGACUUGGAAUACUCUUCCUCUGUUUCUCUCUUACUUCCAGCAGGUUCUGUUCAGUAACGCAGCUAGGUGACUGUGUGUGUGUGUGUGUGUCGGGCCGGGCGGUCAACACAGUGUGUGUGUACGAUGCUGCGAGUUUUUAUCCUGUGUGCUGAGAGGCUUCAUACAGAAGACGAUGACGUCAGUGAUGCCUACUGCAGAGUCGUCUAUGAAGGAUCGAAAAAGAAGACAAAAGUCAUCAAGAAUAACAUAAACCCUGUUUGGAAUGAGGGUUUUGAGUGGGACCUGAAGGGAAUACCUCUGGAUUCAGGAGCUGAGCUUCAUUUGGUGGUCAAGGAUCACGAGAAGAUAGGGAGGAACAGGUUCCUGGGGGAGAGUCGAGUGGCUCUCAGGGACAUCCUCAACUCCUCUAACCUGGCUGCUAGCUUCACUGUGUCCCUACUGGAUACCAAGAGGAACAAUACUGGGGCCACACUGAGCCUGCAGGUUUCCUACAUCCCUCCCCCAGGAAUGACUCCUUUCUUCCAGCCUCCUCCUCAGCCAGAGGCCCGGGAGAAACCUGUGGAGCUGGACACUGUCACAGGUGCGCGUUCGAGUCAUCGAAGGCCGCCAGUUGCCGGGCAUCAACAUCAAACCGGUCGUCAAGGUUACUGUUGGUGGGCAGUCCAAGAGGACUCGCAUCAGGAAAGGAAACAACCCAGUGUUUGAUGAGACUUUCUUUCUGAACUUCUUUGAGAGUCCGUCAGACCUCUUCGAUGAGCCCAUCUUCAUUACUGUUUUUAACUCCAUGUCGUUGCGAACUGACUCGGUGAUAGGAGAAUUCAAGCUUGAUGUUGGCACGGUCUACAACGAGAGCAGACACGCCUUCUUGAGGAAGUGGCUCCUCCUCUCUGACCCUGACGACCUCUCGGCCGGGGCCAAAGGUUACCUGAAGGUCAGCCUCUUCGUAUUGGCUGCAGGCGACGAAGCUCCAGUGGAUAAGAAGGAGGGAGUGGUGGAUAAGGAGGAUAUAGAGGGGAACCUGUUGCGUCCUGCUGGACUCACACUCAGAGGAGCCAUCUUCACACUCAAAGUAUUCAGAGCUGAGGACCUGCCUCAGAUGGACGAUGCCUUUAUGGAUGGGAUGAGACAGGUCCUGGGAUUCGACAGCAACAGGAAGAACCUGGUCGACCCCUUAGUUGAAGUCAACUUCGCUGGAAAAAACGUGUGCAGUAAGAUCAUGGAGAAGAAUGCCAACCCUCAGUGGAAUCAAAGCCUGGCCAUGCCCAUACGGUUCCCCUCCAUGUGUGAAAAGAUGAGGGUUCGUGUCCUGGACUGGGACCGAGCCAGCCACAAUGAUGUCAUCGGGACCGCCCAUCUCUGCAUGUCUAAGAUCUCUGCCCCGGGAGGAGCGAUAGAUGAUGAAUUGGUCCCAAGGAACCUUCAGAGUUUCAUGGAUGACAGUCUGGGGUUCCUGCCGACCUUUGGCCCCUGCUACGUCAACCUGUACGGAAGCCUCAGGGAGUUCACCGCCUUCAACGACCCCCACGAGGCUCUCAACUUGGGCAAGGGUGAGGGAGUAGCGUAUCGUGGUCGUGUUCUGAUGGAGCUCAGUACCAAGCUGGUGGACACGGUGCAGGCGAGUGUAGAAGACAUAACCAAUGAUGACCUAUUGGUGGUACAGAAAUUCAUGCGUAAGAGAAAGUAUUCUCUCUUUGCGUCGUUCUACUCCGCCACGCUCCUCCAGGACGUUGACGACGCGAUACAGUUUGAGGUCAGCAUCGGUAACUACGGCAACAAGUUUGACUAUACCUGUCUUCCUCUGGCCUCAACGACGCAGUUCAGCCGAGCUGUGUUCGACGGUUGUCACUACUACUACCUGCCGUGGCUUCUCUCCUCUCCCCUCUCUUUCCUGUCUCUCAUCCAGCCCCAGAACAGUCUACCAGACAUAGUGAUCUGGAUGCUACAGGGAGAUCGUAGAGUGGCAUACCAUCGUAUCCCUGCACACACUGUCCUCUUCUCACAGAGACACUGUGGCAAGCACUGUGGGGAGCUACAGACCGUCUUUCUGAAGUACCCCCAAGGUGGAUCAGGAGACAGUAAGCUUCCGGCCCAGAUCAGAGUCAAGGUCUGGUUCGGUCUGGCUGCGGACGUAAAACACUUCAAUCAAUUUGCCGAAGGCAAACUGUCUGUGUUCGCUGAAACGUAUGAGAACCAGACUAAGCUGGCUCUGGUGGGUAGCUGGGGAACCACAGGACUGACAUACCCCAGGUUCAGUGAUGUUACAGGCAGGGUGAAGUUACCCAAGGAGUCCUUCAAACCCUCACCGGGCUGGAGCUGGGCUGGGGAGUGGGUCAUCAGCCCAGAGAAGACGAUGCUGUAUGAUACAGACGCAGGUCACAUGUCCUUCACAGAGGAGGUGUUUGAGAACCAGAUGAGGUUACGGGGACAGUGGAUCGGCAUGCCAGAAGGAUACACAGAUGUGAACGGGGAGAAGGCGGUGCCUAAGGACGAGGUCGAGUGUCCUCCGGGGUGGGUGUGGUCUGAUGAAGAGUGGAGCGAAGAUCUGAACCGGGCUGUGGACGACCAAGGGUGGGAGUACGGCCUGACUAUUCCCCCAGAUCGGAGACCCAAGGCCUGGGUACCAGCCGAGAAGAUGUACCAUACCAACCGCCGUCGCCGUUGGAUACGCCUCAGACGCAGAGAUAUGCAGAAGAUGGAGGCUCUGAAGAAGCAGCGACCAGAUGAAGCAGAGAGAGAGGGAUGGGAGUAUGCAUCUCUGUUUGGAUGGAGGUUCCAUCUUAAACCCCGGAAGACAGACUCAUUCAGGAGGAGGAGAUGGAGAUGUCGUAUGGAACCACUGGAGAAGACGGGACCUGCUGCUAUCUUCGCCCUGGAGUGUUCACUGGGGAGUGUGACGGAGGAUAAGAGUGAUGAGAAAUCUGUGACGGCGAUUGGGGUCAACCGCCCUACCAUUUCCUGCCUCUUCCACAGUGGGACUCGCUACCACCUGCGCUGUUACCUGUACCAAGCCAGAGAGCUGCUAGCCAUGGACAAAGACAGCUUCUCAGAUUCCUAUGCCAUAGUUUCGUUCCUCCAUCAGAGCCAGAAGACUGUGACUGUGCGUAACACGUUGAACCCCACCUGGGACCAGACACUCAUCUUCUACGAGGUGGAGGUGUUUGGAGAUGCUGAUGUGACAGAGAGAAGCCCUCCUAACGUUGUGGUGGAGCUGUACGAUCAGGAUACAUAUGGGGCAGAUGAGUUUAUGGGUCGCUGUGUGUGUCAGCCCUCCACGACCCCCUCCCCUCGUCUGGCCUGGUAUCCAAUCAGGAUGGGAGACAGGAGCGCAGGAGAACUACUGGCUGCCUUCGAACUCAUACGACGCGAGAAGCCCGCUGUUCAUCACAUCCCUGGACAGGAGGGAGACAUCCCCCCUCACAUUAUGGAUGAGGUCUUUCUAACUGGAUUCCUCUCAGAAAACCAGCAAUGGCCCAAGGAUUCUGACCUGCCGAACCCGCCCCCCCAGAGAGAACCCAACGUCUACAUGGUUCCUCAGGGGAUCAAACCUGUUCUACAACGUACUGCUGUAGAGAUCUUGGCAUGGGGAGUGCGUAACCUGAAGAGCUUCCAGCUAGCUAGCGUUACCUCUCCCAGCCUGCAGGUGGAGUGUGGAGGCAUCAUGGUUCAGUCCUGCGUCAUACGAUCUACAAAGAAGAAACCCAACUUCGACAUCAACACACUCUUCAUAGACGUGAGACUGCCCUGUGAGGAGCUUUAUAUGCCACCUAUCAUUCUGAAGAUCAUCGACAACAGACAGUUUGGGAGGAAACCGGUGGUGGGACAGUGUACAAUCAGGAACCUGGAGGACUAUCGCUGUACCCCUGAGGAAGAGGGGGAGGAGGAAGAGGACGAGCUUGAGGAGGUUGUCCAGACGCCUCGUGACGAUGUUCUGAUCGACAUCGAUGACAAGGAACCCCUCAUCACCUCACAGGAGGAGGAAGUGAUGGACUGGUGGUCUAAGUUUUAUGCUUCGACCGGAGAGACGAACAAGUGUGGAAACUACCUGGAGAAGGGAUGUGACACACUACAGGUGUAUGACAGGCCACUGGAGAAGAUAGAGGGAUUUGAGAGGCUGUCAGACUUCUGCCAGACCUUCAAGCUGUACCGUGGGAGGAACCAGGACGAAGGAGAGGACCCCUCUAUAGUCGGAGAGUUCAAGGGUAUGUUCAAGAUCUAUUCUCUCCCAGAGGACCCCUCGACCUCCGCACCUCCCCGACAGUUCCGUCAGCUACCCUCCAACAGCAUCGAAGAGUGUCUGGUCAGAGUCUACAUCAUACAAGCCACCGGACUUCAACCUAAAGACUCUAACGGAAAGUGUGAUCCGUACGUGAAAAUCAGUCUGGGCAACAAGUCCAUCAACGACCAUGACAACUACCUACCUUGCACCCUGGACCCUGUGUUUGGAAAACGUCCUGAGACAUCGUUCCUGUGGUUCUCCUCUCCCUACAAGACAUUGAAGUACAUCCUGUGGGGGAGAUACAAAUUCCUCAUCCUCCUCUUCAUCCUCCUCUUCUUCCUCUUCCUCUUCAUCGGAGUCUUCCUCUACUCCUUCCCUAACUAUGCAGCCAUGAAGAUGGUCGGACCGUUCAGUGGACCUGCUAAAGGAACUAAAUGAACAACUAGCUAAAUAAAAAGAUGACAAGGAGAGGAAAACAACAGAGGAAAACAACAGAGGAGAACAACAGAGGAAAACAACAGAGGAAAACAACAGAGGAAAACAACAGAGGAAAACAACAGAGGAAGACAACAGAGGAAGAGAAAAGCCAAAGAAAAGAACAACUGAUUGAAUAACCUAGAAGAGAGAAGAAGAGGAGCAGGAGGGUGGCAGGGUAGCCGAGCUGAUAAGAGUGUUAGCAGCCACUGAAAAGUCACUGGUUCAAAUCCCUGAGCCGACUAGGUGGAAAAUCUCCCGAUGUGCCCUUGAGCAAGGCACUUAACCCUAAUUGCUCUGGAUUCAAGCAUCCGGUAUACACAAACCGGUCAAACGUUUUAGAAAAUACCUACUCAUUCUAAGGUUUUAGAAAAUACCUACUCAUUCACAGGUUUUAGAAAAUACCUACUCAUUCACAGGUUUUAGAAAAUACCUACUCAUUCACAGGUUUUUCGUACCAACAGUGUGCAAAGCUGUCAUCAAGACAAAGGGUGGCUACUUUGAAGAAUCUCAAAUAUAAAAUACGUUUUGAUUUGUUUAACACUUUUUUGGUUACUACAUGAUUCCAUAUGUGUUAUUUCAUAGUUUUGAUGUUUUCACUAUUAUUCUACAAUGUAGAACAUAGUACAAAUAAAGAACAACCCUGGAAUGAGGAGGUGUGUCUAAAAACGUUUGACCGUUCGUGUGCGACUAACGUGUUAAAGUUAAAUGAGAGAGGAAACGAGAGAAAGAAUUUUGCAACACAUCAACAAAUGACUUCCCCACAUCUCCUCGUCUGAUCUUUGAAAUCUCCCACUACGUAGCCUGGUAACUGUCACUGGCAUCCUAUUCUGUUCAUGGCACAACACUUUUCCAUCAAUCAUCUGCAAAAAUAAUACUAUAAAAUUCAAUUAGAGAGUUCAGUCUGUGUGUCUGUGUGUUCCUACCCUGGUCUCGCCCCAGUACUGAACCCUCUCCCCGUUCACUUUCAUUCCCCAUCUCCUUUAAUGUCUCUCCCUCCUUCUUUUUCUCUCCCUCUCCCUCUAAUUCCUCGUUCAUCCCUCCU
Oncorhynchus kisutch (coho salmon) is the source of this 5808-nucleotide messenger RNA. RefSeq names its product dysferlin, limb girdle muscular dystrophy 2B (autosomal recessive) (gene dysf). Gene Ontology annotation, cellular component: membrane; cytoplasmic vesicle; T-tubule. NCBI's taxonomy places the organism in Eukaryota, Metazoa, Chordata, Actinopteri, Salmoniformes, Salmonidae. Gene Ontology annotation, biological process: vesicle fusion; T-tubule organization; negative regulation of phagocytosis. The record is from RefSeq and is a predicted model, not a curated record.